Messenger RNA from Venustampulla echinocandica, 1854 nucleotides. RefSeq lists its product as uncharacterized. The transcript has a single exon. The coding region runs from base 1 to 1854 and encodes 617 amino acids. Lineage: Eukaryota; Fungi; Ascomycota; Leotiomycetes; Helotiales; Pleuroascaceae. The record is from RefSeq and is a predicted model, not a curated record.
AUGCCAGUCCAGCGAAUUUUCUUCGGCUGGCCGGUGCCUGCAAUGCCACCACGAAGGAUAGCAGUCCUCCUAGGCUCCAUCGCUCUGUUCGCAGUCAUCACGCUCGUAUUCACGCUGCCGAAUUCGAUACCCUCAGGCCCAUCACUGGGCAGGUUCACAGACCACAAAAUCUCCCUUCCGAAGCUUCCCAAGACCUUCUCAUCACCGAGCAUCCUCUCCCCCUUCCGAGUAGCGGCACACCCACCCCCAGUGCUAAAGAAUACCACGAGUGGCGACUCAAAGUGGUAUAGCAAUUGGAACUGGCUGAGUCCUUUUUCGUCUUCCGUUACCCUGGAUGAAAAUCGCUCACUCCUCCCACCUCUCAACGAACGGCCUCCGAUUUAUACCUACUACGACCACACACAGAAAAAGGCCGCGGACCUAAAGGCUGCUGAUAACGCUCUUCUCCUUACCUGGAGGCGGGCUUGGUGGGCACAAGGGUUUCAACCUAUCAUCCUCAGCCCCGCCGAAGCCCUGAACAAUCCAUUGUAUGCAGAGCUGCAGACGUUAGAGCUGGAUAGCACCCUGAAGGUCGAGCUAUCGAGAUGGCUUGCGUGGGAGAAUAUGGGAACUGGAAUACUUUGUAACUACCUUGUAUUUCCGAUGGGUGCCCAGGAGGAUCAUCUGCUAUCCUUCCUGCGCCGAGGGAAAUACCCCAAAUUGACAAGGUUCGAAAAUCUGGGUCACGGUAUAUUUGUUGGAUCCAAGGCCGAGAUUACCGCGGCCGUGAAGACCGCCCUGGACAACCCAGAGCUGAAGACUGCGAAAGACUUCAUUAGCACUGUCCCUAAAGAAACCUUUCAGGUCGAUCCUCACCACGAAUCUGUCGCCUACUACGACCCGGUUGUGGUGAAAAACAAAUACCCAAAGAUUGACGAAGCUAUAUCGAAGGGCGCAAAUGGGCUAGAGAUCCUAAACAAACUCAUUAUCUCCCAUCUACAUGGCACCUGGCGGAAUAGGUUUUCCAAAGGUAUUGCCGUACUUAAGCCGGAACCUGACCACAUGUCCGCAGCUAUCGAGCCGGCAUUCACAUUGGCAGAGUUCCUAGCCCAAUGCCCCGAGUCACCAAUGCCAUCGUCUUGCCCUCCGAACCGCCCAAAAUGUAGCCCAUGCAUGGCCUCUACCCCGCUGAAAAUCUCUACACCCCCAACAUAUAGGAAUACCUCGGAACUCUAUACGAUCGGCACUGUUCCACAUCCGUUCACCAUGGCAGUUCUAAGUUCAUUCCGCGAUAAUAUCGACGUACCUUGGAUCCGACGAGAAUCGUCGCGCGAUCCGUGGAUCACAGCACUCACAAAAGAGGUCUCAGGAACCGGAGUAUCAUCCGCUCCGCGUAUUAUAAAAUUCAAAGAAGCAGUUGCAAGUGAACAUGGAACUUUCCAUACCCUCUGGUUGACGGCGGAGAAGGAGGUCCCACAAGAUCUGGAUUGGCGUUUCGGCUUCACCAUCCCUCGGAAUGCCACGGACACUGGCAAAUCGGAGACUCCUGUCCCCGGCCCCGAGCGAAGACCCCAGCCUAAACCCGACCCAAAGAAUGGACCGGUAGCUAAUCCAGAUGAUGUGAAGAAAGAGCGGGAACUUCUGAAACGUGCAAAGGACUUUGGACAAGCCAGAACGCCUGCCGAAGAAAAGCUUCGGGGUGCGAUUGAGGCGUGGAAUUUGGCUGAUACGGAGGCUUGGAGAUUCGCCCGAGCGUUCUUGGCAAGGUCCCGUGUAGAGCGGUUGAAGUGGGAGGAAGAGGAGAAGCACUAUGUGGGAGGCGCGGGCGCUGAAAGGGGGAAGAGCUCGGGGUGGGGGAGGUGGUUUGAUGACUGA